Messenger RNA from Linum trigynum, 471 nucleotides. NCBI's taxonomy places the organism in Eukaryota, Viridiplantae, Streptophyta, Magnoliopsida, Malpighiales, Linaceae. The record is from the annotation of a GenBank genome assembly.
AUGGAUUGGGGAAUGAGCACCGAUUUCCAAAAAGUGUUUGAUAAAAUCCUGGACGCUGCGGUUCUGAACAACCUGACGGAGGAUCAACUGAUCAAGAGGGUGUUUGUUUUCAGCGACAUGGAAUUCAACGAGGCAUCAAUACCACCACGAUGGGUUCGAGACCCUUCCAGCACAAGGAGGUGGUUGGAGGUAGAGCCGGAGCAGAGGAGUUGGGAAACUGAUUAUCAGGCGAUACAGAGGAAGUUCCGGGAGAAAGGGUACAACAGGGUGCCGGAGAUCGUGUUUUGGAAUCUGAGGGACUCCCGGGCGACGCCGGUGGUGGGGACACAGAAUGGGGUGGCUCUGGUGAGUGGGUUCUCGAAGAACUUGCUGAAGAUAUUCAUGGAGGAAGGUAGGAUUGUGAAUCCAGAGGAUGUGAUGAGGCUAGCCAUUGCUGGGAAGGCGUACGAGAAGCUUGUGGUGUAUGACUGA